This is a messenger RNA of Monopterus albus (swamp eel), 2652 nucleotides long. RefSeq names its product serine/threonine-protein kinase 38-like. Lineage: Eukaryota; Metazoa; Chordata; Actinopteri; Synbranchiformes; Synbranchidae. Bases 58 to 1446 code for a protein of 462 amino acids. Gene Ontology annotation, biological process: protein phosphorylation. Gene Ontology annotation, molecular function: protein serine/threonine kinase activity; ATP binding. The transcript is spliced from 14 exons. The record is from RefSeq and is a predicted model, not a curated record.
GGCCGUGGGCUGGCGGCAAGCCAAUAAUUGACUCUGGAGCAGGAUACAGAGGAUAGUAUGGCCAUGACGGGAGGGACUGCAGCUGCCCUUCCCAUGAGCAACCACACCCGUGAGAGGGUUACUGUGGCCAAGCUGACACUGGAAAACUUCUACAGCACUCUGCUCACACAGCACGAGGAGCGAGAAAUGAGGCAGAAAAAGCUUGAGAAGGCCAUGGAAGAAGACGGUUUACCAGAUGAGGAGAAAGUAAUGCGGCGUUCACAGCAUGCUCGUAAGGAGACUGAGUUUUUGCGACUGAAGAGGACACGUCUUGGCUUGGAUGAUUUUGAGUCCUUAAAAGUUAUUGGACGAGGCGCUUUUGGAGAGGUGCGUUUGGUGCAGAAAAAAGACACUGGGCACAUUUAUGCCAUGAAGAUUUUGAGAAAAGCAGACAUGCUGGAAAAGGAACAGGUUGCUCAUAUCCGGGCAGAGAGGGAUAUUCUGGUGGAGGCCGAUGGUGCUUGGGUGGUCAAGAUGUUCUAUAGCUUCCAGGACAAGAGGAACCUCUAUCUUAUCAUGGAGUUUCUGCCUGGAGGUGACAUGAUGACCCUGCUGAUGAAGAAGGACACCCUGUCUGAAGAGGCCACCCAGUUCUACAUCGCAGAGACAGUGCUGGCCAUCGACUCCAUCCACCAGCUGGGCUUCAUUCACAGAGACAUCAAACCAGACAACCUGCUGCUGGACCGGGGACAUGUGAAGUUAUCAGAUUUUGGCCUGUGUACAGGACUGAAGAAGGCUCAUCGCACAGAAUUUUACAGGAACCUGACACACAACCCACCUAGUGAUUUCUCCUUUCAAAAUAUGAACUCCAAGAGGAAAGCAGAAACAUGGAAGAAGAACCGGAGGCAAUUGGCAUAUUCCACUGUGGGAACACCAGAUUACAUUGCUCCUGAAGUCUUUAUGCAGACGGGAUACAACAAGCUCUGUGACUGGUGGUCCCUGGGUGUCAUCAUGUAUGAAAUGCUCAUUGGUUAUCCGCCCUUCUGCUCUGAGACACCACAGGAGACAUACAGGAAGGUGAUGAACUGGAAAGAAACCCUCGUAUUCCCACCUGAAGUCCCUAUCUCAGAGAGAGCCAAAGACCUGAUAUUAAGGUAUUGCACUGAUGCUGAGAACAGGAUUGGAGCUGUGAGUGUGGAGGAGAUCAAAUGCCAUCAGUUCUUUGAGUUGGUGGACUGGGAGCACAUCAGGGAGCGACCAGCAGCUAUCUCUAUUGAAAUCAAAAGCAUUGAUGACACCUCCAAUUUUGAUGACUUCCCUGAAUCAGACAUCCUACAGCCAGCCAAUGCAACGGAACCAGACUUCAAGUCAAAGGACUGGGUGUUCCUGAACUACACAUACAAACGCUUUGAGGGUCUGACUCAGCGAGGCACCAUCCCCACAUACAUGAAGGCAGGGAAGGCCUGACGCACUCAAAUAGGGAGACAGAGCUGUGGAGAAGAAAACCGACAUUUACGGACACAGGGUCAGGCCCUAGAGCCCUGCUGGUGCUGAAGGCUGUGCUAUCAGCCUCUUGGUCUAAAUUUAACCCUCAUCACAACUUAUUUAGGUUUUCUCAGCCACCACAAGAAUGCUAAGAGCUCAGAAAAUAAGGAGCAUUACCACAUUACCUCAGUUGUUUAUAUCGUAUAUAUGUGCUGUCUAUAGCCAUAGCCCUCAGGCCAGCUCACUAAUGAGGACACUAAAUCAGCAUAUCUGCAUGUUCAGCAGCAUAUUGCUUCUGGGGAAGAUUUUCUUACUGCUUAAAGGAAAAGGUGGGACACUGGUGGCUAAACUAGAUCUGACAUAUAAAUUUGUGAAAAUGAAGAUGAAGUCAAACUCUGGAUUACUAGUAAGAACAAGAAACCUUUACUUGCUCUUAGUUUUGCUCUGUUCAUGGAUUUAAAGGAAAGUUCCAGUAUGAUUUUUUUUUGUGUGUGUGUGUUUUUGCUUCUGCUUCACUUCACAAAUUAAUCCUACUAAAAAUAUAGUAGGUGUGAAAAUUUUAUAUGAAAUGCAUCUUGUUGCAUCUUUUCUGCUGGCUUGACUUGCAAGCUCAACAUCAGCUAUUCUUUAUGUCAAAAGAGACAACUGGAGAAAAUAUUACUGUUUAGUUUUUUUCUUUAAGAUAGCAGAACCCAACUGAAAGCUAAAUUGGCAAUUGGUGGUAGGAAUGUUUAGAAUGUGUAGGAUCAAUUGUUGGUAUACAUGUUUGGCUUAUAGAGGCAUUUUUAGCCAUGCUAGUGGUGUGGCUGGUAGUGGAUUGCCAUGAAAUUUGGUGCAGAUAUUUAUGUCGCCCUUAGAAUGAAUUGUAAUAACUUGAUGAUCCUCAUCAUAUCAUACCACAUCUGCUAAACAUUAGCAUUGUUAUCAUUACCAUUGUAUGUAUGUUAGCAUGCUGAUGUUGGUAUGUAGCUCAAAGCACAACUGGGCUCCACACAGCUUGCCAGCAUGGCCGCAGACUCUUGGGUUAUAAAGACAUGUAGCAAUUCAUUUCUAUAAAAGUGACUUGGAACUAGUCUGAUAGUAAUAUAAUUAUUAUAUUUACCUCUUAUUUGUAAAGAUAGAUAAGGUUGAAUUGUGUAGUUGUUUUUUGUGCUAGUUAGAACUGAUUGUACCUAAAAAAAAAAAAAA